This is a messenger RNA of Macadamia integrifolia, 1785 nucleotides long. Its product is annotated as laccase-7-like. The record is from RefSeq and is a predicted model, not a curated record. Gene Ontology annotation, molecular function: copper ion binding; hydroquinone:oxygen oxidoreductase activity. The coding region runs from base 14 to 1711 and encodes 565 amino acids. Gene Ontology annotation, biological process: lignin catabolic process. The transcript is spliced from 6 exons. Lineage: Eukaryota; Viridiplantae; Streptophyta; Magnoliopsida; Proteales; Proteaceae. Gene Ontology annotation, cellular component: apoplast.
UUCCAGAGGCAUCAUGGCACGUUCUUUGUUUUUGCUGCUGCUCUUUGCUUUCGCUCUGCUCUCUUCUAUGACUUCGGCUGCUGUGGUUGAGCACACUUUCAAUGUUGGGAAUCUCACCAUUGAGCGAUUGUGCCACAAACGAGUCAUAACUGCAGUAAACGGGGAAUUUCCAGGGCCAAGAAUUAGGGUUAGGGAGGGAGACACUGUCAUUGUUCACGUCUUUAACAAGUCACCAUACAACCUCACCAUUCACUGGCAUGGGGUAUUUCAGCUACUAAGUGCGUGGGCGGAUGGGCCUGAGUACAUAACCCAAUGUCCAAUACUUCCCGGAAACAACUACACUUACAAAUUUAACAUCACAAAGCAAGAGGGAACUCUAUGGUGGCAUGCUCACUUCUCAUGGCUUCGAGCAACUGUUUAUGGACCACUCAUCAUUCACCCAAGAUCUGGCCGUUCCUUCCCAUAUGAAAAACCCUACAAGGAGGUCCCAAUUCUCUUAGGGGAAUGGUGGAAUGCUAAUGUUAUUGAUGUCGAGAAUGAAGCAACUAUGAAUGGGGGUGCUCCAAAUAUUUCUGAUGCUUUCACCAUCAAUGGCCAACCUGGCGAUCUCUACCCAUGUUCCAAAAAUCAUACUUAUAAGUUGACCGUGGUGCCUGGCAAGACCUACCUCCUCCGUAUAAUCAAUGUUGCACUGAAUAACCAGCUCUUCUUCAAGAUUGCGGAUCACAACUUAACUGUCGUUGGCAUUGACGCUAGUUAUACCGAGCCCUAUCACACUGAUGUGGUCGUGAUUGCCCCUGGCCAGACAACCGACGUCCUCUUAACGGCCAACCGACCGUCGGGGAGAUACUACAUGGCGGCUCAUCCAUACAAUAGCGCCGGCGGUGGAGGAUUCGAUAACACUACGACAACUGGCAUCAUCCAAUACGAGGGAGCCACAUCAUCAAUACCCCAAAUGCCAAACCUUCCAGCUUUCAAUGACACACCAACAGCCCACAAGUUCUAUAGUAACCUCACCUCACUUAUUGGUGGGCCCCACUGGAUCCACAUGCCGAAUCAGUGUGACGAGAGGAUGUUUGUAACAGAAGGAUUGGGUCUCGUCCCUUGUGAAAAGAAUACCACGUGUGCGGGCCCCAAUGGGUUUCGAUUCGCUGCUAGCAUGAAUAACGCGUCAUUCCAGCUGCCGUCGCGAUUAUCGUUGUUGCAAGCAUACUUCUUCAACGUGAGUGGGAUCUAUACCGCUGAUUUCCCUGACCAGCCACCAGUGGUGUUUGACUACACAAACACCAACAAUAGUUUUAAUGUAUCCCUUUUGUUGACGAAUAAAGGGACACGUGUCAAGAAGUUGAAAUAUAAUACGACGGUGGAGAUGGUGCUUCAAAAUACAGCAUUGAUUGGAACGGAGAACCAUCCGGUUCAUUUGCACGGUUUCAACUUUUUUGUAGUGGGUCAAGGGUUUGGGAACUAUAACUCUACCAAAGAUGCGAACAAGUUCAAUUUGGUAAAUCCACAACAACGUAACACCAUUGCUGUACCUGUUGGAGGCUGGGCUGCCAUCAGAUUUCAAGCUAAUAAUCCAGGUGUAUGGUUUAUGCAUUGCCACUUGGAUGUACAUCUCUCAUGGGGUUUUGCUACGGCUUUUGUGGUUGAGAAUGGGCCGACACCUUCGUCCACACUCCCUCCACCGCCACCUGAUCUUCCUCAAUGUUAGAGAAUAUGACAUACUUUUUUGAUGAUUAUCAUAAUCAUUAAGUCGGUUAUUAUUAUAACAUUUAUUUUAUUUUA